UGCGGGUGUGAGGCAGGAAAAGGGGGGUCACGUGUUCAGACGCGAAUCCACGCCUCACCUCAUUUCGAACACGUCUUCCGGCUUAAGUUGCACAUCAUCCUGCCAACAUUUCAGCAAAACUGCCAUAACGCCCCGGAGACACAUGAACCACAAAUGGCGGCCAAUUCAACGAGUGAUUGGAGCAAUUGGAGAGAACAGGAGUUCCCGUGGGAUACACUUUAUGCGAAUCUGUCCAAAGAACAAACUGAAGAGUUUCGCCGCUUUGUAAAGCAAAACCGACUCGAACUCGAACUCGAAAAACGCAAAGAUGAUUUUCAUGGAAGGAUGAGAUUGCAGAUAGAGGCGUUCGAGGAGGCAGAGCGUCAUCAGUGGCUAGAUACUGUAUAUUCUUUUGGUUAUGCACUUUGGUCUAAGGGCAUCGACGAAAUUCGAAGAACAACUGUCCCGGCUUACACUUUUCUCAAGUUCCGCAAGCUCCCCGUCGAGAUUCAACUGCGAAUAUGGUCCUUGGCAGCAAGUGUGCACGAACCUCAGUUUCAUACGAUCGGCAGCAUAUCGAAUGACGAAACCCAAGGCUUCCUUCCUGAUUCAUAUCCUUAUUGUAUAAAGAGCUCCAGCGGGAUAGAUUGCAGGGAAAUUACGUGGCCCGUGCAACGACCUCCUGUUCCAUCGAUCCUUCAUGUCUGCCAACAGUCUCGAGGUGAAGGCUUGAAGACAUAUACCCGCUUAGCUGUCAAAUAUCAUUCCUGUAGUCAGCCAGGAUGCGAACUAUAUUUCAAUGUUCUCUAUGAUAUUUUCUACAUCGGCAAUGAACCAUGGGAAGGCUUCAAAAUUCUAGUCGACAUUCUCAUAAAAUUCAACACCACGAGACCGCUGCAAACGAAACUUCGUACGGGCAUGGACCAACUUCGAAAUCUGCGGAAUAUUCUUGUGGAUUUAAACAUCUUUGGGGCAGUUCCGGUAGCGACAUGGUCCAAGUUUCCAAAACUCGAGACACUCUCCAUUGUAUUCUACCCCCACAAGGAGAUCCAGGAUGCUGAGCCCAAUGGCUAUUUCAACCGCAGAUUGGCUUUCACAAGACCACAAAAUGGCAGACAUGAGAAGCGUGCUAGCUGGGUAGUGAGAAUGGCAAAAUCAGCCUUGGAAGCAGUUAAGAAGAACACCACUCCUGAUUGGAAACUUCCGACUAUUGAAGCGGUUCUGAGAAGUGAUGUCAUAAGGUAUGGCGACCAUUAUGGCAGUGAUUCGGAAGAAGAUGAUGAGCUAUCCGAGGACGGUUCAACGGGAGAUGACGAUGAGAUCGUCGAAGUGGAUGAUUCGACUUGGUACCAGCAAGCCGCCGCGAGGAUGACCCAUGAGGUCCCCAAGGAGGAAUUAAGUACUUGAAGCGGAGACACCAUCCGAGUCGGAAGGUGAGCUACGGUGGUUCCAGGCAAAAACUGGGGAGAGUGGUUGACAGACAGCGAAACAGAAGGUGGUGGAAGUAUGAUUAUGACCGAAAGUACAUAUAUACAGAUGACGAGUGGUGAAGGGCGAGCCCCUCAUUGCUCACUGUCGAGCUAUUC
Molecule: messenger RNA, 1565 nt
Organism: Hyaloscypha bicolor E
Lineage: Eukaryota; Fungi; Ascomycota; Leotiomycetes; Helotiales; Hyaloscyphaceae
Exons: 2
Coding region: 154-1386 (410 amino acids)
Source: RefSeq, a predicted model, not a curated record